AUGGCCACCCCCGUGCGGUGCCAAAACGGCGCAGCCGCGGGCGCCCCCUCCUUCCCCAUGCCCGGCCAUGGCCGCGGCGCCCCCGCUCCGUACGCCGGCCAGGCGGCGCGGCGCCCCGGCGCGGCCGCGGACACCCCCGCCGGCGCCGCUAGCGACGCGGCGCGGCGCAUCGAAGCGGGCGCGAGUAGGCCCUGGCCAUGGCAUCCCCAUGGCGCGGGCGCUGGACUCCCCCUCCACCUCCCCAGCAUGGGCGGCGCGACGGCGAACCUCGUCAGGUACCGCGCCGGCACCGCGGGUUCCAACGGAUGUGAGAUUUUGAGGAGGCUAAUCGUGGUGAAAGGAGGCAAAAGAACAAGGCAAGACUGUGCUCAACGGCGAGAUAGCGUGACAUUUUCUGGUUAUAUCUUGAGGCCAUGGGUAUUGAAGAAUUGGCAACUAUUAAAUAUAAGUUCUCCACAAAAACAGUUAAUAGGUGUCCUCUGCAUACUUAUUAUAAAAAUUGUUGCAGGUCCCUUCCAUCUAGCAGACAUGUAA
Messenger RNA from Miscanthus lutarioriparius, 534 nucleotides. The record is from the annotation of a GenBank genome assembly. NCBI's taxonomy places the organism in Eukaryota, Viridiplantae, Streptophyta, Magnoliopsida, Poales, Poaceae.